Messenger RNA from Stereum hirsutum FP-91666 SS1, 828 nucleotides. RefSeq lists its product as uncharacterized. NCBI's taxonomy places the organism in Eukaryota, Fungi, Basidiomycota, Agaricomycetes, Russulales, Stereaceae. The record is from RefSeq and is a predicted model, not a curated record. The transcript is spliced from 2 exons. Bases 1 to 828 code for a protein of 275 amino acids.
AUGCCCACCCGAAACGAGAACUUCUAUUUCAGGCCAGCCAUCCUCCUUGUCAGUCAAUUUGCUCUUGUCGUCACUGAACUGCGACAAGCAUUACUUAACAUCACUGACUCAAUAUUCCAUGACACUGUAUGCUUCCCUUUGACCCAGGUUGAAGACGAACUAUUCAGUGUUCCCGAGCAUGGACUGAAAGAGGUCAAAGGCGGCCCUUUCAAUACGAUGUUCGCUCUUCCAGUGGAGCAGGGAGGUACUCGGGAGGGUUCCUCGGAGAAGAACCCCAUCCGUCUUUCCGGGAUCAGCGCCUUUGAUUUCCAGAGCUUUCUCAAAGUAAUAUUUCCGCAACCGUUGACCGAGAGUAUGACUCUUACACUCGAAGAAUGGACCUCCGCUCUCAAGCUCUCGACGAUGUGGACAUGCGCCGCCAUCCGCACGAAAGCCAUCACUCAGUGUUAUACACUCAUGGACAAGUCGUGUCCGAUCUCAAUGGUAGUCCUAGGAAAACGAUACCACGUCUCAUCGUGGCUCCUCGAAGGUUACACUACUCUGUGUAUGCGGGACAAUCUCCCCACCGUCGAGGAGAGGAUCAAUCUUGGAUUAGACACAACGCUUAGGAUUGCAGAAGUAAGGGCAGAAGUGCAUCCUAUGAAGAACAGGUCUGCCGGAAAGGUUUUCGAGAAGUCGAAGGCUCACUUCGAAGCUGGGGUUAGGAAAAUCUUUCGGGAGGAGCUGUUGGAUGAUGAGGCAUACAUGGAGGAAGACAAAUUGGUGACGCAGCCUAGCAGACCCUUACCGUACGAUCGCUCCUCCGUGUUACAUAUACCUUCUCACUGA